Tarenaya hassleriana is the source of this 1146-nucleotide messenger RNA. Its product is annotated as very-long-chain 3-oxoacyl-CoA reductase-like protein At1g24470. The coding region runs from base 132 to 1091 and encodes 319 amino acids. The record is from RefSeq and is a predicted model, not a curated record. Gene Ontology annotation, cellular component: endoplasmic reticulum. NCBI's taxonomy places the organism in Eukaryota, Viridiplantae, Streptophyta, Magnoliopsida, Brassicales, Cleomaceae. Gene Ontology annotation, molecular function: ketoreductase activity. The transcript has 4 exons.
CUCUCUCUCUCUCUCUCUCUCUCUCUCUCUCUCUCUCUCUCUCUCUCUCUCUCUCUUUUACAGAUCUCCUACAUAAGAAAGAACCCAAAAACCCAUUUACAUUAACUAGUUGAGAAACAAGAAAAAGAACCAUGCAGACAACAUGCUCUGAAAAACAGCCAUGGCAUCUCCAUCUUGUUCUUGACCUUGUAUGUCUAAUAGGUUUUGUCUCUCUCCUCAAACUCUCAUCUCGCCUCUUCGAUUGGGUCUUCACCAGAUUCGUUUUACACCCUAAACCACUCAAGAGCUAUGGUUCAUGGGCUCUGGUCACAGGAGCCACCGCCGGCAUCGGCCGAGCGUUUGCUCACGAGCUUGCCAAACAUGGCCUUAACUUGAUCCUCGUUAGCCGAAACCCGACCAAACUCGAAUCUGUCGCCCAACAGUUUCAUCAAGAGUUUCCCAACACCAAGAUCAAGAUCAUUCCAUUUGACUUCUCUUCUGAAGAGGAACCUUCAACGAGGUACAAAGCGAUUGAAGAGGCGAUCAAAGGCGUAGACGUGGGGAUCCUGAUAAACAACGUUGGGAUUACAUACCCGAAAGCAAUGUUCUUUCACGAGGUAGAGGAAGAGACAUGGAAGGAGAUAAUUAGGGUUAAUGUCGAAGGGACAACUUGGGUGACGAGACAUGUCAUCGGAGGAAUGUUGCAGAGACGGCGAGGAGCCAUCGUCAAUAUCAGCUCCGGCGCCGGAGUUGUCGUCUCUUCUCAUCCUCUCUACGCCAUUUACGCCGCUACGAAAUGCUACAUUGAUACAUUAUCAAAAUGUCUCCACGUGGAAUAUAAGCAAUUUGGAAUCGACGUCCACUGCCAGGUUCCUCUGUAUGUUGCAACGGGGAUGGUGUCGAAAGUAGCAAAUGUGGAUGGACCGAGUUUAUUCACACCGUCGCCGGAAAUGUAUGCGAAAGCCGCCAUAGGGAUGAUCGGAAUCCGGCCGAGAUGCUCGCCGUUUUGGGCACAUUCCCUCCAAUGGUUUCUCGUCCAGCUUCUCCCGGAGUUCGUCGUUGACAGUUGGCGUCUUUCUAUUGGCCUUCGUAGAAGAAAUCUGAUCUUCUGAACUAUUUAUAAAUAUUGGAGAGUCCUUAAAAAUAUAUCAUAUGAUCUUGUUUUAA